This is a messenger RNA of Perkinsus marinus ATCC 50983, 248 nucleotides long. RefSeq lists its product as hypothetical. The transcript has a single exon. Lineage: Eukaryota; Perkinsozoa; Perkinsida; Perkinsidae. The annotation marks the transcript as partial. The record is from RefSeq and is a predicted model, not a curated record. Gene Ontology annotation, molecular function: nucleic acid binding; zinc ion binding.
CACCUAUAGUGAAGGAGGAAGUUGCAGCUGUGGAACGACGGUUUUCUAAGAAACAGCAAGGCCGUCAGCUGUCCUAUGGACGACAACCUCACGAUCCUUCUCGGUAUGCUAAUUAUGUUUGUCAUGAAUGCAAACAACGAGGUCAUAUUAAGAGGUUCUGUCCAAUGAGGAAAAACAAGAAACACGCAUCUAAGUCGGGAAACGGAGUCAAGGAGCAAGGAAAGUCGGCCUUGCCCCGGGAGCUAUAA